AUGGACGAUAAAACUUUGCAAACGUUUAUGAUGGGCAUUGCGGAAGACGCACAAUUAACGACGAUACCCGCCGUCACCAAUGUUGGCACAGUAAAAGUUUUUCCGUAUUCUUCAAUCAGCGGUGAAAUCGAUUGGGACGUCGUACUUUAUUCGUUCAGCCUAGAACCGGGCAAUAGCAUAAUUUACGAGCACGGAAGAUGGCGAGCCCAAUCUUUUACGUACGACUUUGAAGGUACACAAUUAUAUCGCACCGAUACGCUUACUCAUGAACGUCAACUGUUUAUGGAAUUUAACUUGGAUAUGAACUUGGAACUAGUCGACAACGGCAUUGUAUCGAAACCGUACUGUAAACAGAAAGGUAACGUUCCAAUUAGGCAAGACGAGUUUGCCCAUUUUUAUAAAACAACGGAAACUGGAGGAGGCUUAUCAAACAUUUAUCAGUACGGGUACUGGGUAUGUUUAGAACAGGGAGCCAACCCGACACUGGUUCUUUGCCAAAAUAAGAAAUUCGAUUUGCAACUGGUGGCGUGUCGCGAAUAUAGCGAAUGUGAAAUGAAAAGCGAUAAUUAUAUUUGGCCGGACGUGAAAAACAGUACGAAAUAUUAUCAAUGCCAAAAUGGCGUUGUAGUGCAUGCAUCGUGUCCCGAAGCAAGUCCUGUUUUCAAUGGUUUACGUUGCAUCAAUCCUACGUGUUUCAAUAAAACGUUUCAAUCCGUAGGAGGAGGGUCACAAAAAUUUGUUCUAGCGGACAAUUUUCGCGUACCUAACGAUGAUCAUUCAUACUUUCUCUGUAGGGACCAGUUGGAAGGCACAAAGAUUACUUGUCGGCUAGGAGUCGAUGCCUCCCGUAUCAAUUGCCUUUACAAAUGCACAGGCUCAACUGCGUUUGUUGUCGAAUAUUUGGAAACGUUACAAGUUACGCCAAAAACAGUUCCCGUUGGACAAACGGCUUGCGUUGAUGGCAAUAUUGUCAAAGUCACGUGCUCCACUAUUUUAACGCGUAAGCUCGUACAUGAAGACGGGACUGGUAAGACUCUAUAUUAUUGGACGCCAGACAAAUAUCUCGAAAAGGGGUCAUGUAAAGAGUACGAUAUAAUUCCACCAAAAGGAGAAAUGUUACAAUUUCUGCGUGCCGAUCCCGCAAUUUCGUCCAAUAUUACUGGUAACGGCGACGCGUUGCCAAGAUUAAUUCCCUACGAUUCGUUUGCCUCAUUCGAGUCCGACAGGACACAUUACUACAACACCGACGGUGUGAAAUAUGACGGAGUUCUUUUUUAUUUCGGCACACAACGUUUCAUUAUCGAUGCGAAAUACUUGAACGUGCCUUCAGAUACCGCAUCAAUACUGAACAAUAAUCAUAACGGCGUUUGGACUGAACAAUUGAUAAUCGAAAAAAUUUCGCCGGGUUGGAUCGAAAAUGCGUCCAACGAUUGCGAUGCGGGCAUCGAAUUUCUCGGCUUAUAUUAUGUAAACAAAUCGGGCACGGGUAUGUGUUUAGAUGGUAAACCUUCCAUUGAUAUUUGCGACGAGCACGAUCUGAAAGUCUUUGUCAAUGGCUGUGGAUGCCAUCCGAUGGAAAAAAACGACACCAACGAAAUAGUACCACAAAAUGCCGAUUAUUUGGACAUGUCCACGUAUGCGACACAACGUCAAAAGCUUUUUAUGGCCGAGAAAAUGGCAAACAAAUACCCUGAAAUUUUCAGUUGGUGCGAUAUAGUGAUCCGACCGGCCAUCUCACCUCAGGAUUACGUUUACGAAAAAAAGUUUGCUGAUUGGGCAAUUUGGGUAGAUUGGACUUGGACUAAAACGGGCUGCACGAAAAUUAGUUGCAAUCCUAGUGGCCAAAAAUUCGACUGCACGGUCAAGGAUGCACCUUUCGCUUUUCGAUCGGGCGACACCACAUGGACGGCCUGCGAGCCGGCAUGUUUCUUUCGUAACGACAUACCGUCUACCAGUACCGGCGUUCAUUCGUUGCAGACACAGUAUCACAAUGGCAAAUGUUAUUGGGUGUCGAGCGCCAUUCACGCUUGGAUGACCAAUCCUACGGGUUCGACGUAUCGCCUCGUGGCAGAUACGUACAAUAUUCCAACUAUUAAAGGCCGCAUAAACAAAUAUUAUUGCGACGCGUAUUUCCAAGAGUUAAAAGGCGACGAUUGCGAAGAGCCGUGGUGGAGCGAAGUACUCGGUUAUACGUUUUUGGGGCAAAGUUUGAUUAAAUUCAUAGACCAGGCCGCCAGUCCUAACGCCGGUACACGAGAUCAGGUGUCGCUCGAACCCGAUUUGAAAUCCCUACCCGCCUAUAUGCUAGACAAACAUGUUUGGAAAAGACAUAUUAACGAUUCAUUCAAAAUGAUUAAGCCCGACGUACUAUUGAGCGAUUUGGGGUUUACGCCUGCCAUGUUGUCCCAAGAAAAACGGGGCCAUUUUCUAUUUCAUAAUUCAUCGGGCAUUGUGGAACGAUUUCUAUUUUACGAUUCCGUCGAAUAUACGACUAAUCGUUCCUCGUCCCGAACUGAAUAUCUUCGAUUACUAGAACCCAUAGGUGAAAUUGCGAAAACAAAUCAUCGUCGUCGUCGUUCCGUCCGUGAAACCCGAGCCACAAAACAAAAUCUCUCGUCAUUUUUCGACUGGGAUUCGAUAGGAGAUCGAUUCAGUCGUAUCGCUUCUGUCAUAAUGCAAAUGCUUGUACAAAAGGAUUUUUACGUACAAGUCGGGGUCGAUUAUUCCUGGCAUUUGCUCAGUCAGAAACUAGGUCCCGAGUUCAAGGAGAUAUUGAGUAAAGUUUUUUCGAAUAUGAGUCAAGUACUGGCAUCUAAUUCGGCUCGUAUCAUUGACACAAUAGCCAGUCACGAAAUGGGACAUAUUGCCUCAUAUUUGAUCGUAAAGUCUACUACAAAGUUCACUUUAAUGCUGACCAGGAUGGCUGCCGUCAGCUCAACUGUAAUUGGUGUCGUUGCCGAUAUUGCGCUUUUCCUCGAUUUAGCGGUCAUGUUAGGUUGGGAUCCGCUUGGUCUUAAAAAUCAGAUCGAUUCCCAGAUUUUAGAAAUAUUACGAGAACAGGCAAUAGUUACACGUUACAAAACUGGCGAUCCAAACUGCGAAAUAGAUCCCAGUUUCUUUUCGAAAUUCGUGCUCAAUGAAAACUUUAACGAUAAUACGACAACCACACCAAUGCCCGAACCCAAGUCUCAGUUUUCGUACGCCCACUCUCGUUACAAAAGUUCCACCACGUCAGGUUCGGAUACGAUUGCACGUCGUACCGAUAGUGGUUCAAUCAAAAGGCCUCGUCUCUACCAUACCCAGACCCUUUUUCAAAUUUCAUGUCUAAGCGAAUAUUUAAAUGCCAGAACGUCAAAUUCAAUUGGACAACGUUACGACUGGGAUAGGGACAUUGUGCGAAAUACCGACGAGUGGAUGACCCGUUAUGAAAUUUUCUCUCAUCUUAUGCAAAAGACCGAUUUAACUAAUUACACGGAGACACUACAGGCUCGUCAAUGCCUGACGGUGAUCAUUUUGUUCAUUUUGAUUACCGUCAUAGCGUUGACUAUAUUUUUCGCCAAACCCCUAGUACUGCUUGUAGCGCCUUUAAUUUGGUUAUGUGCUUAUGUUCGAUUUGGCAAUAAUGAAAUUCACAAUUCAAUCAUCGAAAACCUUUAUCGCGCAAUAAAAGCCAAGAAUAUAACAUAG
This is a messenger RNA of Ceutorhynchus assimilis (cabbage seed weevil), 3687 nucleotides long. NCBI's taxonomy places the organism in Eukaryota, Metazoa, Arthropoda, Insecta, Coleoptera, Curculionidae. The record is from the annotation of a GenBank genome assembly.